AUGCCUUCAAUAGACGUCGCGAUGGCGAGGAGUGUGAGGGGAGGAGUGAUGGACAUGGUCGCACGCAGCUUGCAGGCCGGACUUGAGCAGAGAGGCGUUAUCUCCGAGGCCCAGGGACAAUUAUCAGAUAUCAAACUGGCAUUUUCCAGCUGGGAUAAUUGCAUGCAGGCAACGUACUGCAAAUGGCCAGUGAUUGCAAUAAUCAUAGUGGUGGGCCUGUUUGUAUUCUCCAUCGUCUGGUGUAUUGCGAGAUGCCUUUGCUGCGGCCUGUCCUGCUGUUGCGAAUGCUGCUACUGCCUGAAGUGCUGUGGGAAUUGCUGCGGAUGUUGCGAUACGCCGAAAAAGCACAGGCGGAAGUACCUCGACGACCCAUACGUUCCAGCUACCGAUCAUCAAGGCUACCGCUCGGAACCCGCCAUGACUGCGGGAGCCAUACCACCAGCGCGCACAAAGGCUGCCGAUCCGCCACAGUAUGCGACUUUCGACCUGUCCAAGAAGGAGGAAGGAGAGGACUCGCUGCCCGCCAUGCCGACCUGGGAAGCCUCGGAAAGCAAGAGGUUGGAGGCGGAGGCGGAGGCUGUCGAGUUGCAGAACAUCAGGAAGCCCGAGAACAACCCAAACCAGCCCCUGCUGAAUGGAAUGUCACCAGUAGCCACACCUGGCCCCACCACUCCUAUCGGGCAAACCGGCAGAAGUCCCUACGGACCACAGGGACCCCAGGCCGCAGCCAGCGGCUAUAUGGGUGCUGGCCCAGGUGCAGGUGCAUAUGGACCGCCCGCGCCGGCCUACAACCCGAUGCACAAUGGUUAUGAUCAAUCGCAGGCCUCAUUCCACACGGGUCAAAGCUGGGGUGUGACGGGAGGCCAGGACUAUGGACAGAUGCCAGGACCAUCGCCGACGGAAUACGGAUAUAACACAUCCCCAGCACAGACGCCUCUAUACGAUGAGCACGGGGCCUACAGCGAAUACGGCAUGCCAGGCAAUGCCCCUGUUCAACCAGCCGUGGACCAGUACGGCAUGGCCGGCGCUCAGUCAGAACGGCGAGGACCUCCCAGAGGCGCCAAAGGCGCAGUGGGAGGCGCCGGCCCUCGUGCGUCUCCCGCUCCACGUGGCUCCCCGGCGCCACCUCCACAACAAGACUUCGGGUUUGGCGGCGGCCAGUUCGAUGCGCCACCACGAACUUACUCUCCGGCUCCCGUCCAGCGAACAUUCUCUCCUGCCCCUCCUCAGCGCACCUUCUCCCCCAACACCCAGCAACAAUUUGGCCCCGGACCUCAACGACAAUUCUCGGCAGACUCAGCCCCGGCCCCAGGCCGGAGACCGAUGCCGCCACGGGGCCCUCCCUACCGACAGUUCUCGGCCGACUCUGCUCCCAACCCCCAGCGACAGUACUCGUCCUCAUCACCGCGGCCUCUAGCAGGUGGCGGGCCCAGGCCCGGACCAGGUGGUGGGCCCAGGCCCGGGCCCGGCGGUCGUGGGCCGCCCCGGAGGCAGUACACAGACGUCGGUCCUGCGCCCAGUUCACCGGGCCCAACGAACAAUGGGGGCUUCGAUUUCGAGUCCGGCUUCAGCAGGCCACCUAGAGCGAACACGUUUGAUACCUCAUACGAUAAUGGAGCCAGCAGCCAGCCGGAGGAGACGUCCGCGUAUCCGGGCUACAAGCCAUACCAGCCUAAGAACUAG
This is a messenger RNA of Diaporthe citri, 1683 nucleotides long. RefSeq lists its product as uncharacterized. The transcript has 2 exons. Lineage: Eukaryota; Fungi; Ascomycota; Sordariomycetes; Diaporthales; Diaporthaceae. Gene Ontology annotation, cellular component: plasma membrane; cellular bud neck. The record is from RefSeq and is a predicted model, not a curated record. Bases 1 to 1683 code for a protein of 560 amino acids.